This is a messenger RNA of Bemisia tabaci, 655 nucleotides long. The record is from RefSeq and is a predicted model, not a curated record. Lineage: Eukaryota; Metazoa; Arthropoda; Insecta; Hemiptera; Aleyrodidae.
AUUAAAGCUAUAGAAAUGUUCUAUUCUUGCCAGGUUCAUCGAUAUGCCGAAUUCAGCAAACUCAUCAGAGGGGGCCAAUGCCUCGCCCAUGAAUUUGCGAACUUGGUGGCUUUUCUUAAGGAUACUAAUUUGGGAGUUCUUUUUGGAGUUCGACAAUGGUUCUACCAAACUUGCACCGAGUUCGGUUGGUUCUUUACGUCCAACAGGAAGAAUGACUUAUUUGGAGAUAAAAUAACUGCUGACUUUGGCGACAGCAUUUGCACAGACGCGUUCAAUAGCAAGUUUGACACAUCUUUCGUCGAAAGGUCUGUGAACGAGACUAAUUUGAACUACGGAGGGUAUAACUUACCUGUGACCAGAGUGGCGUUUGUUCAUGGAAUGAAUGACCCAUGGUCUCCACUUGGCAUCAUGAAAAAAGCUCCCAAAGGGAGUGUCGCUAUCACCAUUAAAGGAGUUGCUCACUGUGCGGACAUGAUGCCAGAUCAAGACACUGAUUCACAACCGCUCAAGAACGCGCGAGCAAGGAUAUCACGGAUGUUGGAACGGUGGAUAAAAGCAAAGACUUCUGAAGAUGAAGAAUUGUCUCUAGCAGAUUUUUGAAAAUCACACUUUGGAAAAUCAAAACAGUGUAGAAUAACAGUGACAUCAAAUCCAU